CGGCUGUUUUCCGGGUUCACACUCACUCAGCAUGUAGAGGAGGCGGACCACCGGAGGGAGACACCUGGACCACCGGAGACACACCGGAGGAGCGACACCACAGCGCAGCGCAGCGACCCAGCCCUGCAGGUAUCGAUCAGCUAUCAGAGCAGCAUGGGGAACCUGAUCAAGGUGUUGACCAGAGACAUCGACAACAAUGGUGGAAACUUCUUCCUGGACUUUGAGAACGCUCAGCCCUCGCAGUCGGAGACGGCGGUGUGGGAGGAGGUGAACCAGGUGCUGACGGAGGCUCGGGUCAUCCUGGAGGACCUGCAGUCAUACAGAGGAGCAGGAGAGGAGAUACGACAGGCCAUCCAGAGUCCCGGUGUGGAGGGCGUUCAGGAGAGAGCCUGGGCCGCCGUGGUUCCUCUGGUCGGGAAACUGAAAACGUUCUACGAGUUCUCUCAGAAGCUCGAGUCCAGUCUGCGGUGUCUCCUGGACGUCCUCACCAGCUCUGGUUCGACUCCCACUCAGCACCUGGAGCAGAAACAGGCUCUGGCUCGUCAGUUCGCCCACAUCCUGCACUUCACGCUGCGCUUCGACGAGCUCAAGAUGACGAACCCGGCCAUCCAGAACGACUUCAGCUACUACCGCCGGACCAUCAGCCGCAUGAGGAUCAACAACCUGUCUGCCGACGCAGGAAAUGAGGUCAACAACGAGCUGGCCAAUCGGAUGUCUCUGUUCUACGCUAGCUCCACGCCGAUGCUGAAGACGCUAAGCGACGCCACGUCAAAGUUCGUCUCAGAUAAUCCAGACGUCCCGAUUGAAAACACGACGGACUGUCUGAGUACGAUGGCCAGUGUGUGUAAAGUGAUGCUGGACACACCGGAGUAUCGCAGUCGCUUCGCCAGUGACGAGACGGUGUUGUUCUGCCUCCGUGUGAUGGUCGGCGUCAUCAUCCUGUACGACCACGUUCACCCGGCCGGAGCCUUCGUUAAGACCUCCAAUAUAGACAUGAAAGGCUGCAUCCGAGUGCUGAAGGAGCAGCCGCCCAGCAGUGUGGAGGGAUUACUCAACGCUCUCAGGUAUACGACCAAACAUCUGAACGACGAGGCUACCUCCAAGCAGAUCAAACACAUGCUGCAGCCAAAUUAACUCAAAGCUUCGUCAGCAGAACUGAAACUGGAACGGGGAUGCGGGGAGACAGAAGUGUUGUGGUCCAAAUUUCAAAAGAACUACUGAACAAACCUUUAGCUAAUAUUUCUUUGUUUAACCUCAGUUGUUGUUUUACUUUUUAUUUGAAAAAAAGAGCUGUUUUUGUUGUUGUUGUUAAAAAGAGAAAAGACGAGAAAAAGAAAAAAAACUUUUAGUUGGUUGAUCCAAGAAAAGAUGUAAAAAUGCUGCGUUCACGUCACGUCAGAUUUACAACAAAUACAAUCUGUUGUUUGUUCCGCCGCCUUGUGGUCAUUCAGAAUAGUGCAGCUGACCUUUUUCUUUUCCUAAUUCAUUUCGCUCGCCAUUAACAAAUGUCCAGAAUGAUGUAUAGUGAUAUUGGUGAUCCUGCUAGCGCCCCCGAGAGGCUGCAGUGUUCAUUACAGACACAAUAUGAAAGAACUGGAUGGAACAAACAAUAUGCUGAUGACUUAGCUAUUUAUAUUUACAAGUUCAGUGUUUCAUACACCGAUACCAGUAUCGGGUAUCGGGUCUGAUACUGUGCUCAUGUACUCGUACUCGCAAAACGGCUCCGAUACAACGACACGAUACCACUUUACAGCAGCGCGACGUUAACCUCUCGUCACCAUCUUUCGGGUCCUCACGCUCCACCUCCCCGACUCCCCAGCCUGCCGUGUGUCGCUCACAGCCUCCAGCUGGCUGUUGACGAGGGUCUUUUGACACGGAGAAGUAUUCGUAUCGGUACUCGGUAUUGGCGUGUAUCCAAAUGUAAGAACUUGUACUCGGUCUGAAAAACAGUGGUAUCGGUGCAUCCCUAGUAUUCUCCUGUUAGUUUUAGUUCAGUUUACUGGGAACAAGUAAUCAACAUUGCGAUCUUCAGGUUUAGCGGGACAAAGUGAACGAACACCAACUGCAGCUGGGUCUGCCUGAUUUUAAAGGUCGGGACCCUUAAACAUGACCACCAUUCGUUGGUCUGUACUUCUGAUGUGACGUGAACGCAGCGUUGACAGUUUACGAGCACCAAAGAUCUUGUUAUCUGUUAACUGCCGUUUGUUAAAAUGUGACGAUGGCUCGAAUCAUUGCUUCGGACCCUUUUCCACCACAAGAACUAUUUUCCAGAACCCAGGAACGUUUCCACCAGCAGAGGAACCUUGUUCUCAUUGAAUUCCUCAGGCCGCAGUUCCUACCUCAGAAAAAAAAGACUCUGUGGCCGAGGUCGAACUUUUCAGUUGACUGAUCUGAUUCAAACAGACACAAAGCUCAGAGAGAAUCUAUUACAGUUUGCUUGUUUCGGCUUGUUUCCAAACGGUCUGAUUGUCUGACUGCUGCAGUUUGUUGCUCUGUUGGACCUAAACCAGAACUCCCACUAUGAGCAACGGGCUCCGACAUGAACACGCCAUGUUGUGCCAAAGUAAGAGCCGUUUUUGUGAUUUCACGAGAGGUUUCCGUAUUUCUGUUUUUGUCCUCGCCCGACAGUAGUUGGGUUGUUGGCUUCAAACCUCAUCCACACAGUCCUGAUGAAGCAGAUUAGUAGAUUUAUUUAGGCAACAAAACUACUUGGUUAGUUUAACGAAAAGAUCAACUUGGGUUAGGUUUAGGAAAAUAUCGACUUGGUUAUGUUUAGGAAAAGAUCGACUUUGCAUGAACCAAUCACGUUAUGGGAUCCACAGAUCCACUCCUUCCUUCCUUUCCUUUCACAAUAAAAGCCCUAGAUAUAUAAUAUUCGCAGGCGAGUAUUUCGCAUUUUUGUGUUGUUUAUUU
Molecule: messenger RNA, 2913 nt
Organism: Sebastes umbrosus (honeycomb rockfish)
Lineage: Eukaryota; Metazoa; Chordata; Actinopteri; Perciformes; Sebastidae
Product: CYFIP-related Rac1 interactor B-like
Exons: 12
Coding region: 154-1134 (326 amino acids)
Biological process (GO): regulation of actin filament polymerization; positive regulation of T cell activation
Molecular function (GO): small GTPase binding
Source: RefSeq, a predicted model, not a curated record